UUUAUUGCAGAUAAAGCUUUUUAGAGAGGUACAAUGAAACGGGCUCGCUCCAAAGGGUUGAGUAAUAGAUUGAAGAAAGAUAGGAUAAGCCAAUUACCAGAUCCUUUGAUAUGUCACAUUCUUUCUCAUCUUCCAACAAAAGAAGCUGUUUCGACAAGUGUUUUGUCCACAAGAUGGAGGAGUCUCUGGCUUUGGCUUCCUAGUUUGGAAUUGGAUUCCAGAGAAAAGCUCCAGUUCCAAGAUUUGAGUGCAUUAAUGAGUUUUGGUGACAGGUUUUUCGAUUCCACUAGGGUUUCAUACAUACACAAACUCGACUUAACUAUUGAUGGUGAUGCUUCUUAUCUCACCUCAUGGAUUAAUGCUGCAGUAAAGCGUAGGAUUCAACAUCUAUCUGUUCGGAACUAUAAGGGAUCUACAGAUUUAUAUGAGAUCCCCAUAAGCCUUUAUAGUUGUGACACACUGGUAUCCUUAACACUUAGCCAUGUGGCAUUGGUUAGUGCCGAGUUUGUUUCCUUACCGUGUUUGAAGACUAUGUGUUUAAAAUGCAAUGUGUUUUCUAAUGAAGCCACUUUCGAGACACUUGUCUCACGUUGUCCUGUCUUAGAAAAUCUAGUUAUUAAUGUAACUGGGAAUGAAACUAAAGUCUAUCGAGUGCACUCUCCGUCACUGAAGAUGCUCACUUUUGCUCGAGCAUCCAAAUGUUUCCAGGUUGAUUAUGAUCGGGAAGUUAUCAUUGAUGCUCCUCUACUAUGCAGUUUGAACAUCAUUGAUUUCGUAUCAAAAGUUAUUAUCGUAAACAAUAUGGAGUCCCUUGCCGAGUUUGAUGUUUAUUUGGUUUCAUCGAGAAAUCGCAUCAGGAGUUUAUUGUAUAAGAUCUCGAGGGUCAGGGAUAUGACAAUAACUAACGAUAUUUUCGAGGGCAUUCAUCAUUAUUCCCAAUUAGAGCGAUAUCCUCAAUUUUGUUACUUGUCUCGCCUGAGUGUUCUUCUCUUUGCACGCAAAUUGAAUUUGUUGGCAGCAUUUCUUGAGAGCUGCCCGAAUCUGAAAUCCCUCGUCUUGUUUGAUCAGUCUGGUUGGAACAAGGAGCUGAGCGCCGAGGAGAUGAAUCAAAUCAGUUCGUUAUUUGUGCCCAAGUGUUUGAAAUCAUCACUCGAGUAUGUUGACUUCAAAACGCUAAUCCGGGGACAUGCUACAGAAACGAAGCUAGUUAGGUACUUCCUGGAGAACUCGGCAAUACUCAAGAAUGUCAGACUAUGUGUGGGUUAUCAUCCAAAUAUAGAAAAAAUGUUAAGUAUCAGGGAGGAACUCCUCAAAAUCCCAAGAGCCUCUACCAAAUGUGAACUAGACUUUCAUUUUCUUCUUCUUGGUUAAAAUAGUAGUGGUAAUUUUCUCUAACUAUUAUGUGUGGAGGGGGAAACUUUAAUAUGAGGUAUGUAGUAGCUUCAUAGAUGGUUUGGUGUUGAUUGAUAUUGAUAUUGAAUUUACGU
Capsella rubella is the source of this 1487-nucleotide messenger RNA. Its product is annotated as putative FBD-associated F-box protein At5g53635. NCBI's taxonomy places the organism in Eukaryota, Viridiplantae, Streptophyta, Magnoliopsida, Brassicales, Brassicaceae. The coding region runs from base 34 to 1371 and encodes 445 amino acids. Gene Ontology annotation, molecular function: protein binding. The transcript has 3 exons. The record is from RefSeq and is a predicted model, not a curated record.